AAAAAAAAAGAAGAAGAAGAAAGAAAAAAAAGGAAAAAAAGAAAAUUGCCUGACACUCCACUCCAUCCCCUUACAAUAGUCAGCUGAAACUGGAUAAUCCCUGACUCCCAAUAAUGAUGUUGGGCCAGCAAACGCGCUUCAGUAUGCUCCCUGGCUUCUACAUAUACUGUGCAUCCCAGACUUUAUGUGUCUCCUAAAUGUGAAAGGGCUUCCAUCUUAAGAUGGGAACACCCAGGAGCUAAUUAUCCCUAGGAGCUGAGAGAAGCCAGGCCACUUUUGACAGCUUUCACUGUGCCUGGGGAGAGGCACUGAAACUUUGGGAGCAGUCUGGUCAUUACCCCGAAGGACACGGGACUGUAUGUAACUAUAACCACCACAUUGAUUCGAAAUGGAAAAUGGAAGGCAAGAUGCUCAGCUCUUCCACUGUACUGUGACUGGCGAUAGUGCCAUGAGGCCGCGGGGCUUGCUGUGACCCCACUGUUUAAAGUCAGUUUUUAGUCCUUGUAUAGACUGGAGCUGCAGUAGGUAGUUGGGGCGGUCUACGCCAAGAUGAGCGCCCUUUAAACACUAACUGGGCAGACGGGGCUGGGCCACAAGGUCGGUCCAUCAGAGGAAGGUCCUACCUUGGCAGACUUGCAAGCUUGCUCUCUCAAAACCGGGAAGAGGCGUGUCGUUGGGCUGGUGCAGUCCAGCCAACCGGUCUCUUAGGUGAGAGGGGCGUGUUCGGAGGUCUGCGGCCCCGCCCUCCCGCUUGUCCUCUCGGGUAAAAGGCGCCGGGUUUCCCUUACACUGCGCAGACGCGGCCCCACCCACCGGCCCUCCCGAAAGGGCGUGCCUCGCGCUCCUCCAUUGGCCAGGCACGACCCCGCCCCACUGCGCACGCUCUCCUGACACCGCUGUCGCUGUCUGCCCUUCGCGAUGGCUGCCGUGAGGGUUCUGGUGGCGCCGAGGCUGGCUUCUGCGCUCCUGCCGCUCUCGGGGCGCCACCUGACUCCCUCCCAGCGCGCAACCCUUCACAGCUCCGCACCGCGGCCCGGGGCCAGAGUGGCAUUGGUGCUGUCGGGCUGCGGAGUCUAUGACGGAACCGAGAUCCACGAGGCCUCAGCGAUCCUGGUGCACCUGAGCAGAGGCGGGGCUGAGGUCCAGAUCUUUGCUCCUGAUGUCCCACAAAUGCACGUGAUUGACCACACCAAGGGGGAGCCUUCGGAGAGCGAAAGCAGGAACGUUUUGGCGGAGUCAGCAAGGAUUGCCCGAGGCAAGAUCACCAACCUCACUCAGCUCAAUGCUGCUAACCACGAUGCUGCCAUUUUCCCCGGAGGAUUUGGAGCUGCCAAAAACCUGAGUACGUUUGCUGUGGACGGGAAGGACUGCAAGAUUAACAAGGAAGUAGAGCGGGUCCUGAAGGAGUUCCACGGGGCCAAGAAACCCAUUGGCUUAUGCUGCAUUGCUCCCGUCCUUGCAGCCAAAGUGAUCAAAGGUGUGGAGGUCACCGUGGGCCACGAGCAAGAAGAGGGUGGCAAGUGGCCUUAUGCUGGAACUGCGGAGGCCAUCAAAGCCCUGGGUGCCAAGCACUGUGUGAAGGGUGUGACCGAAGCUCAUGUAGACCAGAAAAACAAGGUGGUCACCACCCCGGCCUUCAUGUGUGAGACCGCACUUCACCACAUCCACGACGGGAUUGGGGCCAUGGUGAAGAAGGUGCUGGAACUCACAGGAAAGUAACGCCACCUGGACCACGCUUGGCCUCCGUCUGUCCGUCCCCUUCAGCCAGGACUUGGGCUGCUUUCCUAUUAGAAAGCAUAGACACUUUCUACCUGAAGGGGGAGCUUUGCCUCUGUCCACCCUGAGCUUCUACCAGCAGGAAGCUCCAAGUCUCUCCGUGGGCCCCAAGUAGCAGCAGGAGCUUCAUCCAGGUGCUUGAGUCACGGUGUGUCCCCAGUGGAAGGUCUGAGCACCUUUUUCAGAGCCUGGUUGAAGGACUUCCGUUCUUCUACCCUAGGUCUGAUGGAUGUCUUAGGUUAUAAGUCAUCUGAUCAUCAGAGGCACCUUGUUUGUGGAUAAAGAAAUGCUCUCUGAGUAAUCACAGAGUACUCACAGCUAACUAAAGCCAGGGAAGUCUGUAGCGGGUCCCUGUCGCCACAGAAUAAACUCUUCUUCCACAGUGGAAACUCCC
This is a messenger RNA of Mastomys coucha (southern multimammate mouse), 2170 nucleotides long. RefSeq names its product glutamine amidotransferase like class 1 domain containing 3A (gene Gatd3). The transcript is spliced from 7 exons. Gene Ontology annotation, cellular component: mitochondrion. NCBI's taxonomy places the organism in Eukaryota, Metazoa, Chordata, Mammalia, Rodentia, Muridae. The record is from RefSeq and is a predicted model, not a curated record. Bases 919 to 1719 code for a protein of 266 amino acids.